Molecule: messenger RNA, 543 nt
Organism: Heterostelium album PN500
Lineage: Eukaryota; Evosea; Eumycetozoa; Acytosteliales; Acytosteliaceae
Product: GNAT family N-acetyltransferase
Exons: 1
Coding region: 1-543 (180 amino acids)
Molecular function (GO): acyltransferase activity, transferring groups other than amino-acyl groups
Source: RefSeq, a predicted model, not a curated record
AUGACAGUUAAAAUAAUAACGAUAGAUCAGUUCAAUGAUGGUGCGCUUAAUAAUUUGGUUACAUUAUUAAUUGAUAGUGUUCAGAGUGGAGCAUCUGUAGGAUUCAUAGCUCCACUACCACGUAUAGAUGCAGUUAGCUAUUGGUUAUCAGUUCAGAAUGAUUUGAAAGAACGAUCGAGAUUCAUGCUAAUUGCAAUAGAUGAAAAUACAGAUGUCAACAGUAAAGAUAGUUUAGAGAUAUUAGGUUCUGUGCAACUUUCACUCUGUAUGAAAAAGAAUGGUUUACAUAGAGCUGAAGUAGAAAAGUUAAUGGUGAAAUCAACACAUAGAGGCAAAGGAAUAGCUACAGUUUUAAUGAAUGAAAUAGAACGACUUGCAAAGAACAAUGGUCGUACACUUUUGGUUUUGGAUACAAGACAGGAUGAUGUUGCCUCUCGUUUAUACACUAAACUCAGUUAUAUAGAGGCUGGUGUCAUUCCUCAAUAUGCAUUAAGUUCAAAUGGUGAAUUAUCAGGUACAACUUAUUUCUAUAAAUUACUGUAG